GCUCAAUCUAUUAUUAAGGGUUUUGACAAGUUUCCGUUUUCGCUAAUGGGAUGUGUCACAGCCUUUGACCUACCGGCCCUAAUAGACGAAAUGUUCUAGCCCAAACAAUAGUAUACAUGUUGUACUGGAGCUAAGAAAUCUUUAUCUCGUGUCCCAGCAUAAUUUCCAAUGACGGCUUCGGCAACCGCACACAUUGCCUCUGGGACACCUGGGGUGCAUAGGUCGGCCAAAAGCUCCAGUGCGCUGCAAAUUGUGGACGAGUUCCAUGCAGACGAAUGUGAUGACGAUGAGCCCGAGGUUAACGAGCAAGAAAUGGUCGAUGACGCCAAUGGGAAGGAAAGUAAGGAGUCAGGAAAGCUGGCCACUUGGUUCAAGUCGCUCUUUAAGUCUAAGGACAAGGGUUCAGCGAAGUCCAGCAAGCGCACGUCGGCUUCCAGCUCUCGAGCUACGUCGACGACCCAUGGCGCGACCGCACCCCCACGUCAGGUAGCCCCUCCCAACCCCUCCAAGCCCUGCAGCUCAGCAGCUCCCAGUGGCCAGGAGGUAUCCAGCGCUGCUUCUCAGCCGGCAGGGCUCCGCAGCAAAAGCACGCCCCUUGCACCCGCUCCACCUAACGGGGCUUCCUCUCCGCGAGCGGUACCUAACAAGGUUUCGCCUACAACAAUUGCCGAGGACGCUCCAAUCCAACAACCACGGCCCCCUAAUGCCUCGGCAGGGGGGGCCGAGUCCAUUUCGGUGGCGCCCGCCUCACGUUCCAAGUCUAUUAGCCUGAAGUCGGAGCUGCAACGCUUACGCGGCUCAGUGAACCAGCAUUCGAAGUCCUUUACGGAGCUUUCGCUGAAGGCCAAGAUUAUUCCAAAGCGAGGCAACGAGAUGUUGAUUGUGUCGCCGUCGGCGCCGCCCCGUAUGCAGCGCUCGGAGUGGUCCCUACGGGAUUACGCAGUUGUGGAGAAAAUGUACAAGGGCUACGCCAGCAGCGUCUAUAAGGCCUUUUGCAAGCGCUCCGGCGAGCUGGUGUGCCUCAAAGCGUACGACAUGGCAGCCCUGUGUGAACUCAACCGCUUCCAAAUCUACAGAGAGGUCCAGUUGCACGGCAAGCUUGCCCACAACAACGUGAUCGGGCUGUACGGCGCGUUCCAGGUGGACAGCCAGGUGGUGAUGGUUCAGGAGUUUGCGGACGGGGGCGACCUAUUCACGCUGCUGCACAGGUACGGCGGUCGCAUGCCGGAGCGCCAGGCGGUGGAGAUGGUGCUGCUGCCGUGCCUGCGGGUGCUGCUGUACCUACAUGAGCAGGGCAUCCUCCACCGUGACCUCAAGCCCGAGAACAUCCUCUUCACACGCAACAUGACCUUCAAGCUGUGCGACUUUGGACUGGCAAUCGACCUGCGCGACGAGCGGGCGGUCACACGAGCCGGGACGCUCGAGUACAUGGCUCCUGAGGUGCUGGAGUGUCCCUUCAAGAGCCGUCCCAUUGACAACAAGGAGAACGAGCGGCUGCACUACACGGCGGCAGUGGACGCCUGGGCGGUGGGUGUGCUGGCGUAUGAGCUGCUGGUGGGCCGACCGCCCUUUGAGGCGCCGGAGAGGGACGGUGUGGAGGAGUGCAUUCGCCGGCAGAACCCGCGCUUCCCCUUUGGCCUCUCGGAGCUGGCCCGCUCCUUCAUCGCCACCGCGUUGCAAAAGGAUCCCGAGCAGCGACCCACGGUUCAGGAGAUGAUGUCACAUCCCUUCAUCCGCGGCGGUUCCGCAACCGCAGCAGCAACUGGCGGCAGCCACCGCGGCGGCGCCGCCCCCGGCGCCUCAUCCACCGUCAUCACCGCCGGCGCAUCGCAACCUCCUCGCCCCGUUGGCACCGCCACCAAUGCAGCCCUGGGCGGCAGCGGCAGCAAUGCCGCACAGAUCAGUGGAGCUGGCGCUGCCGCCGCCGCAACGGCGCAGAAGGUCGGCUCCAACGCAGGUGCCGCGGCGGCGCUAGCCGCCGCCAACGUCAGCAAUACCUCUGGCGCCGGUUCGGCUUCAUCCGCGGCCUCCGCCAAGCCCAAGUCCAAAUCCGGCGGUCCAAAGGUACAUGCGGCCUUGCUGGGAAGCCGCGCCGUGGCGGCUGUGGCGGGCGCCAUGGACGACGAUGACUUGGGCGUGACCGCGAUGGCCAGCCGCAUGAAGAGUUACACAGCCGGAAAGGCCAUCGCAAUCAGCCACCAAGCCCUGCAGGCCAACCGUCACGUGCACUUGCCGCACGUGGGAGAGGAUAUGGCGACCAGCGGCGCGCGUGCGGCGGCCUUGGCAGCAGCUGCAGCUGCAGCGGGGAGCGGCGGUGAGCACGGCAGCACCAGCAGCGGCGGCGGCGGCAUGACGCGGCCUGGACAGCUGAUGAGCGGGGAGCAGAUGGGCGGCCACAAGCUCUCGUCUCUCAAUCCCAAGCUGGCUGCAGCCCUGGGGGCUUCGGGAGCCGCAUCUGCAUCCGGCAUCAACCGCACUGCGAGCGUGUCUCGUCUGACGCGCUCUUGAAAAGCCCUUGACCCAAGUAUGUACCAAGAACCCAAGUCCGCAAGAGGUUCGUGCUGUACAUGCACGGCCCUAUGGGGUUAUUGAUGGGGGAGUAUGAACAGCUCCCCAGGAGCGCUCAGCCGAUUAUGCGUUAAGUGUUGCGGGCGACAGUAAGUACGGAGAAUCGGCAUGAGUUUUAAAUCCGCGUGUCGCAGCAGGAACGCUGAGAUGUGCAGGUUGGGCUCAUGCGUUGCAUGGAGGAAUUCUUGUUGCAUCGCCGUGUACCUUUUGCCGUGACUGCCGGUUUUGACCGGUUACACGGUGUAUUGUUUCCUUUGUUUGCCAAAAAGGAUGUGCGCAACGAGGAUGUUUGCCAGAGCAUGGCGAAGGCAGGCUUUGUUGUGAUUCCUGAGCAUUGGUUUAUGGCUUUUCAUGGGUUGCCGUGAUCUAGGCUGGGGUUCUAUGCGUGUCCUGAGCUAGGAUUGACGCUGAUUUUUGCGAGAGCUGGAGAUGCAACGCGGAAUAAACACCGUCCGCCUGUUGUGGGUUUACGUCGUCUUUCCCCAUGGUACUUUGGGAUGCAAACAGGCGAACCGGUUUGAGCCCGGCACAUGUGGACGUCGGGUGCUCUGCCGUGCUGUCACCCCUCUUGCGACCAGCCGCCCGCCUUCAUUGUCUUUGGUGAAUUGGAACUGCAAUGUGUGGAAUGUUAAUUCGACGUGGGGUGGUGUUCAUGGUAAUUGGGGUUGUCAUGGGAAAUGGGUGGGGGCGUGGGGCAUCUAAUAUUUCUGGGUCGAAUGGGCAACAAUUCAGGCUUGAAAGUGGAAAGGCUGUGAGCAAACUUUUGUUACCUCAAUUCUGCACCCUUCCAUUCCUAGAACGGCAGGUGCGUGCGAUAUCGUUUAACAACAGGCUGUGUUCAGAAUACAACUUCCUGUGUGAUUGCGACAUGCCUUUUGUGAUUGAUCGCUUCUUACGAGGGCUGCCGGGGGCUGCAUGGAAUGCAUUUGUUUAGGGCGCGUGUUGGUGUCUCUUCUGGGUUCGGCAUCCACUUGGCUUUAACCGCAUGCCCACGGUUUGUGGGCUUCAGGCAUGUGCUUACACGUGAGGGGGCCACCUGCUGUCAUGGUUUACGCUGGCGCUGAGGUUGUUAUGCAGACCCCCUGGAAGGACUCUAUAACAACGCGCGUCGGCUAUUGGCCUUUCAGCUCGUUUGGGUUAGAUUAAGGGCAAAGGCUGCCCGCGCGCGUGUCUCGGCCACUUUCUGUAUGCACUGCGCGUGUUUUCAUCGGUAUGGUCGGCCGGAGAUGGCGGGUGCGGGCUGCGUCACGGGGGAUUAUGCAUGGAGGAUGUGUGAAUGGUGAGAAGCUAAGGGAGACGUUCGGGUUGAAACGCGGGAAGGGGAAUAGGAUAUCUCUUUAUGUCUUCGUAAGGCAGGCUGCGAUAGCCAUUGACCCGAUACAUGUUGACCAUGCCUCCCCGUGCAUGUGUCGUGCAUGUUACAUAUUACGAGCCGUUGGGUUGGUUGCCUGAUGCCAGGGCCGGCCGAGAGUUGAACGACUUCCUGGUUUGGUGCUGCUGGUGUCGACGGGUCGAGACAUACGUCAUGGGCACCAAGAGGAGGGCUGGUUAGGGCCGUCAAUAUGAGUCUUCCAUCGGUUUUUAUUGUAGGGAUGCUUGAGCCUGGGCCGCAUAUGUGACACAUGAGCUGUGAGCAGAUGGGCGCACCUUGAGAGGAGCAUUUGGGUGGUGACACAGAUCAUGUCGGUAUGCAUAUUCUGCUUGGUUCAGGGGAGUCAGUGCAUCGCUUGUACAGCUUAUGUCACUGCGGUCGCUAUCCGUCGUGGAGUUGGUAGAAGGGGCGGGAGAAUGGCUUUGGGGGCCUUUGGACUGGCAUUUCACGCGGGUUUUCUCGUGAUAAACUUGCUCGUAGCUGUUGGUGUGGCAAUCGUAUGGGUUGUUGUGCUUUUGCUUGGUUCUGCUGUACCACCAAUUUAUGCUUGGUUGCAAGCUCGGCGUUGGUGUUGGUGUUGGGUCGGGUUUGGGUGACUUGAAUUACUUAAAUUGGCGCGGGUGGCUUUCUUACUAGUCGCUAAGCAUACGUCGUGUGUUGGCAACUGUGGUGUAAUAUGGUUUUAACGUCUUUGGCGUCCUGUAAACAUCCUCUUAUGGCUCUCUGGGAGUAAUGGCCGGUGCAAUCUACAAAUGGCGUCUCGUCGUAUGGCCGCAUCGUGCUCUCUCUCUAUUUGCGUUUGUCGUGUCGGUACUGUAGCAGCAAUGCGAGAAGCGAUGCGCGGCAAACUAGAGGCGUGGCUAGCGGCAUGAAUUUAUGGCCAAAAGAUGUACGUACCGUGACGUGUUGUGUGUUUUUCUACCAGUUUUUACUUUUGGAAGAUCCGGCGUCUCCCAGAAUGGACGCCAUUCAGGCUUUUGGUAGUUUGGUGUCAGAGUUUUGGGUUGUGAAUGGUCGGCCUUGUAAUCGUUCCUGCCUU
Messenger RNA from Astrephomene gubernaculifera, 4979 nucleotides. The record is from the annotation of a GenBank genome assembly. NCBI's taxonomy places the organism in Eukaryota, Viridiplantae, Chlorophyta, Chlorophyceae, Chlamydomonadales, Astrephomenaceae.